Fomitopsis serialis is the source of this 492-nucleotide messenger RNA. RefSeq lists its product as uncharacterized. The transcript has 3 exons. The record is from RefSeq and is a predicted model, not a curated record. Bases 1 to 492 code for a protein of 163 amino acids. Lineage: Eukaryota; Fungi; Basidiomycota; Agaricomycetes; Polyporales; Fomitopsidaceae.
AUGGACAUCGAUAUGCACUUGACGCAACUCUUGAGCAACCUGACGCUCGAUGGUAUGCCGACAGCUUGUUGUUUGGAGAAAGGCAAGCGAAGAGCACCAACCGACGUCACUAACGGCCGAUCGUCAAGACGCGACCAUCAACGUGCGCAGCCGAGAAACCCGUCGGCAUCCUCAAACUGCACAAAGACCGCCGACGAGCCGCCGCCCUGCGGCUGCGCGCUGCUGCAGUGGCUCCGAGGCCAGCUGCAGGAGGGGCAGUACGCAACCACGGGCGGCGACUACCUCGAGAUCAUCUUCACGCACCGCGAGGCGUUCCAUGCCUUCCCGGACGGCCACCGCACGUGCGCCAUCGGCUUCAGUGAUAUCGCCAUGGACCUUGAGCGGCGGGAGAUGAGGCCGGAUCGGGAGAGCGACCCGGAGGCGGCUGCAGCGUUCAGGCAUGAGGCCUGGGUGAUCGCGAGUAGCGGUAUUUGGUCGCAACCGACUAUAUGA